Molecule: messenger RNA, 2920 nt
Organism: Toxoplasma gondii ME49
Lineage: Eukaryota; Apicomplexa; Conoidasida; Eucoccidiorida; Sarcocystidae
Product: endoplasmic reticulum oxidoreductin, putative
Exons: 6
Coding region: 628-2391 (587 amino acids)
Biological process (GO): protein folding in endoplasmic reticulum
Cellular component (GO): endoplasmic reticulum membrane; endoplasmic reticulum
Molecular function (GO): FAD binding; thiol oxidase activity; protein-disulfide reductase activity
Source: RefSeq, a predicted model, not a curated record
GUACGCCAAUUUCAGACAUUAAAUGCUCCACACCAAAUGGCAGCCUUGGUGUCAUAGUGCUUUGUUUCUUCCCCUGGACGAUCUCUCGUUGUGUGUGUGUGUGUGAUGUGGACACACCUUAACGACCUUCGAAAAUACAGGGGUACCCGAGCGAGCGUGGCAAGGAUUUCACGAUUGUUUCUUCGCUGACACUUCUUUCACGCUAAAAAGAUGUCCAGUUUUGCAUCAUAUUUGUCGUCUUCUUUAGUGUUGCACCGAUAUUACACGUUUCGUCUAUAGAACCGCCGUAAUUGCAGCUGUGAGCCAUUGCGUCCGCUGAUACGGGUUUCCAUAACUCGCGUGCGUGACCUUGACCGCCGUUUGCGAGUGUGCCCGGCGGCGCGGUUGUGUAAAGGCUGUCACCAGCGGAUACUCUGUGUCGUUCUUUGUCAUUUUCUUUUUGGAAUGAAGUAGAAACUGUGUAACGGUCGCAUAGAGGAAGUCCAUCUCUGUUCACGCAAGUGCUCCUCGCUUUGACGAGGAUAUGCUCUCGUGAAGACAUUGAAAAGCCGGCCCUUGGGAGGUCGUUUCGAAUUCAGGAGGUGCUCAGGCGUGACCAGACCAGUGGCUUUCAGGUCCAUCUCUAGUAUGGAAGGAUCUCAGUAUAGGGAAAUAAGGAGAAGGCGUCGCAGCCCCGGCAGAGCACCGGUGGCACAGACUGUCUUCAUUCGGCGCUACCUGCUAGCUCUCGUUGGAUUUUCGCUCGUUGUCUUCGGUUGCACAGAUACAACCCUCUUCUGUUCGGCUGUUUCGUCCUCCACCCCGCCUCCCUCGAAAGAAAGCUUUGACGAGCUACCGACGAGCCCUCCGUUUUCCUGGGUUGCUCGUCUCUACCGGACAGCGCGACCGUAUCUUCCGUCAUUCCUGCAGUCCUGGGAGCUGCAACUUCCAUCGGAAUCUUUCCCUGAGUGUCUUCACUUUCCGUCCCUGACACAGCUUUCGGAGGAUGCGCGGAUUGUCCAACCAAUUCUCCAUCGCCUGAAACAGCGAACCUUUUUCCGCAUCUUCAAACUGUCGUUAUUGGCGGAUACGUGCGCGGACCCGCGCCUGGAUCAUCUGUUGAGGGAUAAUGCUGAUAAAUGCACGGAGCCCCAGCGCUGCGGACUCUGUCAGUGUUCAGACGAUGAAAUUCCGCAAACAUGGAGACAAAAACCGGACGAAGAGUUCGUCGACAGGCGUCACUCAGCGUCCUUCACUCGGUGGACACAAGACCAGUCCAGCAGGCAGCCGGACGACCCUUUCUCGAUGUUCAAGACACCAGAACGUCUGCAGGGGGGCACAUUUCCAAAGCGCAACGUUACCCAAGCGACUGGCGUUUACGUCGAUCUACUUUUGAAUCCGCCGUGUUUCACGAAAUACGACGGCGGGGCAGUAUGGCGUCUUCUGUAUGAUCAAGUGCCAUUACCGCACCUGCAAAACGAAGGCGCUGUCGCCGGUUCUGGAAAGAGCUCAGAGAGCGAAAACCUGUUUCCCGAGAGCCUGAACGACCCUCAUCUAUCGGGCGCCUCGAGCGCUUGGGCGUGUUCCAACAACGCGAAUCUGCGGCGGUUUCUGUCUGGGAUGCAAGCGAACAUUGCUGCACUGGCUGCUGCGAACUUCAACACGAGAGAUGACGCACCCCCCCCUAUGCCGUACCCGACAACUUCAAUGGUGCCUCCAAAUUCAGGCGGAAACGGAGGCAACGGCACCCCGGCACCUCCCGUCUUCAUCUCGAAUCUAGAUUUCUUUCGCGAGCGCCUUGCCGUGCACCCUGCGAGAAUCCAGAAUUUGUAUUUCACUUUCGGAGUUUUGCUACGCGCGGCAUGCGGUCUUACGGAUAUACUGCAGGAGUGCUCCUGCGAGACUGGAAACAACCGUGAAGAUCUGUCGACCAGGGCAGAGCUGCUUCACAUGCUCAACGUAACGACCUCGUCGCUGCACGCUUGCUCGUCGGAUCAUAUGAACGAGUCCUUCUUCGACAGUUCCAGACUGCACUUCCUGCAGACAACUGAAGGCAUCGACAAGCUCUUACGGUGCGUUCCGUGCGAGAAGUGUCGCCUUCAUGGCAAGAUCAAAUUAACAGCAUUGCACAUUGCUGCUCGGAUGCUCUCCCCAUUACAUGCAAUGCCGUCACUUGAGCGGAACCAGGUCGCUGCGCUAAUCAAUGCGCUCUACUACUUUGCAGAAUCAAUCCGCGUGGUGGAGCACAUGCAGGACCGAAUCUACAUGCACAAUGUCAGCGUUUGUGCUUUCUUCAUCGCUCUGCUGUUGCUCGUGCUCCUGUUCAUUGUUUAUUUUGUCUGGACUAGUGGGGUGAGGUCGAGACGCAAACGUAGGCAGAAGCUGAUGCUGUCAAAGAAGAAGCUUAUCUAGGGGAAUUGCAUAGAAAGGGAAGCAAACUCGCGGUAGCGCUUUUGUUGGCCUUGGUUUGUCCUGUUAACAUUGUAAUACUGAGGCAACUUCUUCAAUUUCAGUUUACCCGAAUGUCGUUUUUGCCAGAACCAUCCUUCUUCCGCAUGUUUCUACGAUUAGUAUCUCUAUUAGCGCAUUGUCCGCCGGACUUUAGUGGCAUCCGGUACGGUGCAACCGACUUGUGCACAGGCACAGCCGCAUGUGCAAGUGCGAAACGUGGCUGAGUAUCACGUCUUACUGGCGUGAGAAUGUGAGACGGAGCUGCGAAACGCUGUGAAGAAUGUUCGCAGUGUCAACAAGGAUGCAAACAACCCCGUUGAUUCGGGUAUACUUUUAGAAGAGGUCCGAGGGAUAUGCAUAAUUGCUGUACUCGUGGCUGUGCCGCGCACUCGCUGCAGUGUCAUUGUGGUCGCAAGUGUCAUGCAUUUCAAUGCCGUUCCGAAAUCUCGUCACAUCUUUUCGAUUAUGAAUUAGCUGUGACAAUACCGCA